Messenger RNA from Aphis gossypii (cotton aphid), 1863 nucleotides. It is a transcript of the gene gny, whose product is annotated as dolichyl pyrophosphate Man9GlcNAc2 alpha-1,3-glucosyltransferase. The record is from RefSeq and is a predicted model, not a curated record. Gene Ontology annotation, cellular component: endoplasmic reticulum membrane. NCBI's taxonomy places the organism in Eukaryota, Metazoa, Arthropoda, Insecta, Hemiptera, Aphididae. Gene Ontology annotation, molecular function: dolichyl pyrophosphate Man9GlcNAc2 alpha-1,3-glucosyltransferase activity. Gene Ontology annotation, biological process: protein N-linked glycosylation. The transcript is spliced from 2 exons. Bases 188 to 1702 code for a protein of 504 amino acids.
GGUUGAACUAGAUCACUAAUCACUCAAUAUUUUAUACUACACCAUUUUUAAUUCAAUUAUAUUUUGUACUACUUCCUGUGAUGACCAUUAGUGAAGAUUCAUUAAAAUCUAAAUUAACAGUUGCACUUGACGCAUCGUACGUGAACAAUCAUCAUUUCUCGUGAAAGCAAGCGUGUCAUUUUGAUUUAUGAGUUUAUAUUGUGAUACAAUGAUUUACAAAAACUUAAUACCUAUAUACUUGAAAAAAGUAUUCAAUGAAAAACUUAUUUUAAUGAUUGCUGUAUUGUUUCGUUGGUUUGUCAGCUUGCAUGAUUAUUCUGGAAAAUCAAAAACUCCAAUGUAUGGUGAUUAUGAAGCCCAACGUCAUUGGAUGGAAGUUACAAUUUCUCUACCAACCACUCAAUGGUAUUUUAAUUCAUCAGACAAUGAUUUAUUGUAUUGGGGUCUCGACUAUCCACCUUUGACCGCCUACCAUAGUUAUUUAAAUGGUUUAGUAUUUAAAAAAAUCCUUCCAGAGUCCGUCCAGCUUAAUACAUCUAGAGGUUUUGAGUCAAAAUUUCAUAAACUACUCAUGAGAUAUUCUGUACUUAUAGUUGACUUAUUGAUAUUUAUACCGGCCGUUUAUUGGUUUUUCAGGCAGUUUUUCAAAAUUAAGAAUAAUAACCAAUUAAGUCAAACAAUGAUCAUUGCAUUGACAUUAUUGUAUCCCGGAAUAAUAUUAAUAGACUAUGGACAUUUCCAGUACAAUUGUGUUUCUCUAGGUUUAUUUGUGGCAAGUGUUGCUAGCAUGUUUGCCAACAAAACCAUUCUAACUUGCAUUUUGUUCAGUAUGGCUCUUAACUACAAGCAAAUGGAGUUAUACCAUGCUUUGCCAUUUUUUUUUUAUUAUAUUGGAUUUGUUUAUGAAAUUUAUAAGAAACGGUCAUUCUUUAAAGCUUUAAAGACAUUAUCUAUUCUUGUAUUGAGUGUUACGAUAACAUUUCUAUUAUUAUGGCUUCCUUUCAUUAGUGAUCCCAAACAAAUGUUUCAAGUCAUACACAGAAUCUUCCCAUUAGAACGAGGUGUUUUCGAAGAUAAAGUUUCCAAUAUAUGGUGUCUAAUCAAUGUUCUGUAUAAGUUAAGGGACAUUAAUAAUCAAACCAUGGCUACUAUAUGCCUAUUAACGACAUUGAUUUCAGUAUUGCCCACAUGCCUGGAUCUUUUAAAAAAUCCUUCUAAGAUAAAAUUUUUACUUUCAUUGAUCAAUUGUUCGUUGUCUUUUUUCCUAUUUUCUUUUCAAGUUCAUGAAAAAAGUAUACUUUUGGUUGCUAUACCAGUUUUAAUGUAUGCUCCUCAAAAUGCAUUUGUGUGUACUUGGUUUUUGUCUUUGACAACAUUUAGCAUGCUUCCAUUAUUGAUAAGGGAUAAUUUAUUGAUCCCAUUCAUUUCUUUAUCAUUAAUAUAUUUUAUAGUGUACAAUAAUAUUGAAAAAUUAAUGUUACAGAAUAAAAAUACAUCAAAAUUACAUUUAUUGCGUAAUUUAUCAUUACUAGGCUGUGUCAUAUUAACUUUUUGUACCCUAACAUUAAAACCGCCACAGAAAUAUCCACAUUUGUGGCCAUUGUUUAUAUCUGUUUAUAGUUGUGUGCAUUUUUUUUUGUUUUUAAUCUAUUUUAAUUUUAGUCAAUUAAUGUUAAAUGUUCCAAAAAAAAAACUAUAUUAGCUUACUUAAAAUAGAUUUGUUCUAUUAUUAGGUUUUAUUAAUUUAAUUUUCAUAAAUAUUAUAAAUGUGUAUUAUUUAUGAAUUACCUAAUAUAUUUUUAAAAUGAAUAUCACAAUUUAUUCUAAAGCUUAAACUUGAUAAUUUGUUUAUAUGUUAAAGAC